AUGGGAUUUUCUGGCCAAUUUUGUGAAAUUCCGCCUAUGGUGAAUGCUCUUUACCCAAACACAGCUCAGUGUCAUAGUCUGUUGUGCGGUCAUGGUUCAUGCUACACCAAUGAAAAUAUGAGCGAAUAUGAAUGCAGAUGUCACGAGGGUUAUGCUGGAGACAAAUGUGACCGGAUACGAUCUAUAGGCCUUCACUAUCCCUCUGCUUAUGUGGCACUUGAGCCAUGGGCCAUUGAGCAGGGGAACCUUACUUUUACAAUCAGAACAAGCAAUGAAAGCGGCUUGAUAGCUUACUAUGGAGAUGACAGCUUUAUUUCUGUCGAGCUUUAUGAUGGUCGGAUAAAAAUUGCAUUUUACAUUGGCAACUAUCCAACAAGCCACAUGUAUAGCUAUGUCACAGUAAACGAUGGCUUAGCACAUCGAAUUGAGAUCAUCGUACAAGGAAAGAAAUGUUCAUUGACGAUUGAUGAUCAGCCGAUGCAAUCAGUUGAGAACGAUGGAAGGCUAGAAAAAUUCUCUAUACAUACAAAACAAUAUUUAUACAUUGGUGGAUUGCCUGCGACUAGAGCUACUGCUGUAAAAUCGCUGUUCCAUGUAAAAGAAACGCAUAGUUUUAAAGGUGACUUUUUCCAAUCUUUUGUCAGGUGA
This is a messenger RNA of Cylicostephanus goldi, 648 nucleotides long. The record is from the annotation of a GenBank genome assembly. NCBI's taxonomy places the organism in Eukaryota, Metazoa, Nematoda, Chromadorea, Rhabditida, Strongylidae.